AACAACCAAAAACCAAACCCAAAAAUUCUCAAAGAGGAAGAAGAAAUGAGCGUUAAUGGUGAGAACAAGGUCUCAGGAGGAGGAGAGAGUUCAUCUUCAGAUCGACCUGUUAGAGUCUACGCCGAUGGGAUCUACGAUUUGUUCCAUUUCGGUCACGCUCGUGCCAUCGAACAAGCCAAGAAAUCGUUUCCGAAUACGUAUCUACUUGUUGGAUGCUGCAAUGAUGAAAUUACCAACAAAUUCAAGGGGAAGACUGUGAUGACGGAAUCUGAACGAUACGAAUCUCUCCGACAUUGCAAGUGGGUUGAUGAAGUGAUUCCAGAUGCUCCAUGGGUUCUUACAACAGAGUUUCUUGAUAAGCAUAAGAUAGAUUACGUAGCUCACGAUGCUCUUCCCUAUGCGGAUGCGACUGGAGCUGGAAACGAUGUUUAUGAGUUUGUAAAGUCGAUUGGGAAGUUUAAAGAAACUAAACGAACAGAGGGGAUAUCGACAUCGGAUAUCAUCAUGAGAAUAGUGAAAGAUUAUAACCAGUAUGUGUUGCGUAAUCUGGAUCGAGGAUAUUCAAGAGAAGAGCUCGGUGUUAGUUUCGUUAAGGAGAAGAGGCUUAGAGUGAACAUGAGAUUGAAGAAACUACAAGAGAAAGUGAAAGAACAACAAGAAAAGAUCCAAACCGUAGCAAAAACCGCUGGGAUGCACCAUGAUGAGUGGCUUGAAAACGCUGAUCGUUGGGUGGCUGGAUUUCUUGAAAUGUUUGAGGAAGGUUGUCAUAAAAUGGGAACAGCCAUUAGAGAUGGGAUCCAGCAACGGCUAAUGAGGCAAGAAUCAGAAGAGAACCGGCGCUUGCUUCAAAAUGGACUAACAAUUUCCGAACACAAUGACGAUGAACAAAUGUCAGAAGGAGAGGAAACGCAACAUGACCAUGAAGAUUGCUUAAAUAUGAGCAACAAAGGGAUUGAAUCAGUAAAGAAAUGAGAGAUUUUGGCUCAUGAUUCAAAGUAUUUCCAGAUACAGAACCAAAGUCUACUAGAUUCCACCAGU
Molecule: messenger RNA, 1038 nt
Organism: Arabidopsis arenosa
Lineage: Eukaryota; Viridiplantae; Streptophyta; Magnoliopsida; Brassicales; Brassicaceae
Source: the annotation of a GenBank genome assembly